This is a messenger RNA of Epinephelus fuscoguttatus (brown-marbled grouper), 471 nucleotides long. RefSeq lists its product as uncharacterized. Lineage: Eukaryota; Metazoa; Chordata; Actinopteri; Perciformes; Serranidae. The transcript has 5 exons. The record is from RefSeq and is a predicted model, not a curated record. Gene Ontology annotation, molecular function: nucleic acid binding.
AUGCAGACGUACAUCAGUCUCCCACAGAAAUAUUUAGCUGAUUUUGCUGAAAAUUAUGACCUGGACCAUGGGUUGGUUGUAAGAGAUCUGAACUCGUAUGUGAUUGACGGUUAUUCGAGCUUACUUUAGUAAGAAUGGGGCACCGUCACAUCGUGUAAGGUUAAGAGAAGCCCCAUCUCGGGGGAAGAUAAGGCAGUGGCCUAUGUGAGGUUUGCUACUAAAGAUGAAGCAGACAGGGCAGAAUGGGCUGGUCCUCACUACAUUGGAGGCAUUGUGGAAGUGACACGAGUUGUGAGUCCAAAGAUAGAGGAGGAUUCAGAUGAGGAGGUCGCUGCAGCCUCUAGUUUGCCUCGAACUCAGCGUUCACUCGGGUUGGGCUACAUACUGGAGGAUGCUCAGUGGUUAGAUAAAAACCAAGAUGAUGAAUUAAAAAAAUACUGUCUAACUUUUUCUCUACAUCUAAAAUCAUAA